Pocillopora verrucosa is the source of this 2748-nucleotide messenger RNA. RefSeq names its product cationic amino acid transporter 3. The record is from RefSeq and is a predicted model, not a curated record. Gene Ontology annotation, biological process: amino acid transport; transmembrane transport. Gene Ontology annotation, molecular function: amino acid transmembrane transporter activity. NCBI's taxonomy places the organism in Eukaryota, Metazoa, Cnidaria, Anthozoa, Scleractinia, Pocilloporidae. Gene Ontology annotation, cellular component: plasma membrane.
GAUUGCUGGACUGUAUACGCUUGGGGUGCGCGCCUUCGCAUCGCAUUGAAAUUUUUAUUUACAAGAAUUCCAUCCACAACGCGGUCGCGAUGUAUGGUUAUAAAUUCAUUGAAAGCUUGACCAGAAGGAAAACUGAUGAUUUUGCUCAGAGUGACACACCCUUUAAGCGUUGUAUGAACGUGUUUGAUCUGACAGCUCUCGGUAUCGGUGGCUUGAUAGACGCAGGGCUAUAUGUUGUAAUCGGUCAGCUUGCGCACUCGGUUGCGGGUCCAGCCGUCAUCGUGUCCUUCCUAAUUGCGGCUGUAGCUUCCCUCCUGGCCGGUAUGAAUUAUGCGGAGUUUUCGUCCAGAGUAAGCCGCUCCGGUUCUGGCUACAUCUACACGUACGUUGGCAUGGGAGAGAUCUGGGCCUUCGUGACCGGCUGGUGUAUGAUUACCGAGUAUGUUCUGUCCGCCGCGUCCCUGGCAUCGGCCUGUAGCGAGUACAUUAAUUUUCUCUCCAAUGGUUCUGUGUACAAAUUCUUCGAGGAUUCAUUCGGCCUUUGGCAAGCGCCGGCGCUUUCAGAGCUUCCCGAUCUUUUAGCCUUUACGUUGGUUUUUUUAGCGACAAUGAUAAUCUGCCUGGGGGUGAAAGAGUCCAAAACCAUACUGGACGUGACAGUCUUUGCCAACCUGCUCAUAGCAACUUUCGUUAUCUUUGCCGGGGCCUACCAUGCCAAUGCUUACAACUGGUCCACUUUGGAGAAGUUUGCGCCGUACGGCUGGACAGGUAUAUUUAAAGCUGCCUCUAGCUGCUUCUAUUGCUUCAUAGGCUUCGAUACUAUACCAAGUGCGAGCGAGGAAGCUGUCAACCCCAAGGUGUCUGUACCACUGGCUAUUCUUCUGUCUUUGGGAAUAAGCCUGUUUGUUUACAUCGGAGUCAUCGUAGUUCUGACCAUGAUGGUUCCUUAUUAUCAGUUAAAGGACCUUGCACCCGUCGCCGCCGCCUUCGCCAAACGUGGAUUUGCUGCAUCAACGUACAUCGUUUCCGUUGGCGCCUUAUGCGCGAUGCUGAGUAGUUUGCUGGCAGCGUGUUUCGCGACACCGCGUCUGAUUUACGCUGUUGCGUAUGACGGUCUCAUUUUUGGUUGCUUCACUAAAAUAAACAAGGACAGACAGGUUCCAUUGCGAGCUGUGGCUGUCAGUGGAGUUCUGAGCGCGCUGCUUGCGUUUCUGUUUAACAUGCAACAGUUAGUGGAGAUGAUGGCCAUUAUGACCCUUAUAACUUACACCAUGGUGUCUAUAUCAGUGAUACUUACUCGCUACCAAAAAAAUCCCCAAUGGGUAUGCUAUGAAGAGCAGUUAUUGGAACGAACGCAAUCUUGGCUUCGAACGUUACUGAAGAAGAGAAGGAGAGGAAAGAAUGACAACUACAAGAAACUUCCGCUGUCCGAGAGUGACAGUGUCACGACAACCUGUCACGCUAGUCCAAGCGAGUGCUCUAACACCAUAGCGAAUGUCACGGUAUUCGUCAUGAUUCUAUCCAUGUUUGCCGUUUGCGUAUAUCUCAGAACUUGGAUGACUAACUCAGAGAAUAUUGAUGCCUUCACGAUCUUCCCCGUGGCGCUUUACUCGUCCAUCACAAUAGCCUGUCUUAUAGUUCUUCUAUUUCAGCCCCGGAACAGUGCUACUUUUUCGUUUAUGGUUCCAUGUGUUCCUCUUCUUCCAUCACUCAGUAUAUUUAUAAACACGUUUUUGAUGACACUGUUUCAAACACACACCUACAUAAAAUGUACAAUUUGGAUAACCAUAGGGAUGUUUGUGUAUUUUUUGUAUGGAUAUCACAACAGUAUUGAGGGCAAGAGGCCCAAAAGUGUAGAACUGGAAUUUGAACCAUUACCUAGUAUACCAGUUACACAAACAGAUGCCAACCUUCCCUUGAAAAAGAGAAAUGGCGACAAAUGAAGAGAAUAUAAAGAAGACAGUUGAGACUUCCAAGACAUUCCUACAAGCUUCGAAUAAAAGAGCUGGAGUAGAUAGAGAACUGCUAGUCUUAACUUUUCUGCUUUUUUAAAAUUUUCUUUGUGUGACAUAUUAGUUGAUAACUGAAGUGAAAUUUCUUUAACCUUUUAAAUCUCAAGAUCUGAUAGUUAAUUCUCCCCUCCACCUGCUAGACAUUUCCUUUUAAAUUAGCAGGUAAUUUAGUGUUAACAACUGGGUUGAAAAUGUAAAUUAGCCACCGUAAAGGGUAAAAAAGCUGACGUUUUGAGCGUUUUCGAGCGUUAGCCCUUCGUCAGAGCGAUUUUCCUUUUAAAUUAGUUACAAAAGGUUGGUGUUGGAUCAAGAUAACAAGUUUUACCUGAUAAGUUUGAAUAUUCUCAUGACCUGUUUGCUGGAUAAUGUAUGUAUGUAUGUUUUAGGGAGAAUUUGCUUAUCAAUCAUGACUAAGAGUUAAAGGGUUAAUUGGAUUGCUGUAAUACAUUUAAAGGGGUAAUAAGUCUUGCCAGCUGGUUGACUUUAAGGUUGUUACAAUUGUUUACAAAUCAGUGCAUUGGACCAUCAUUCUCCCUCUAAGGUGACUUGUAAAUUUUUGGCAUUUCACCAUUCUAAAGAAUGAUUAUAAAUAUCACACAAGAGUUCAUCAAAUUAAUAUCAAAUUAUUAUCAAAUUAAUGCUAUGAUGAAUGGAGUGAUGCUGUGUUGUAAAUUCAUUUUCCUACAAUUUUCAAAGAAUAUGCGCAAAGCAAUAGCUGUUGAAAUAAAGGACUCAA